CUAGUCAACGGAAAGUUAGUCAACGAGAGAAAGCAUUAUAUCUUCAUAUACCUGAUAUUUACGCGGCUCCCGGCUUAAAUACAACAAAUCUUGAUAAAACAAGAAAGAAAUCUGAGAAAGUCUGUGAAAUUUGAGAGUUGGUUCUGCGGAAUCAUUGCACCAAGAGAAUACUUAAGUAGAGAAUUUAGAACAGUUCUAAGCAUGCCACGAAGGAAGGAAGUUGAAAGUUUGGAUUCUCUUUGUUUCAAGGUUUUUCCUUCCAUCGUAGAGAAUGUUUGUCUCCGGGUUGAAGAUAUAGUAGAGAAGGGUCGAGCUAGAGGAUUGUUCCAACGGGAUAUUGAUUAUAAAAUUCAUCUUUUCAUUGAGGAAAUACAACAAGCUUUGUUCACCAACACACCGAGAUGUUUUCACAACAAUUUUGUCAGUCAAUUUUUGAAAGCGUUGUCAACAUAUCUUGAGAAACGAAGAAUCCAAUCAGCUCAUCAGAUCCAUGACAAAGAAACAUUAAACCAUCUCACAUUGUCUCAACGUCGACUAAUCUGGUUCCAAGAUCAAGCUUUAGUCAACUGUGGAAAGAUUGUUCUACACCCAUAUGUAAAAGAGUUAUCGUUGUCCUGUAAUCAUAAGAUAACUCAAGCUCUGUUCAGAUAUAUACCAGAAUGUUCCCACCUUCAAACCCUAAAUCUGCUUGGAAUCAGCUCUAGAGAAAUACUGAAAGGUUGCGAAGUUUUCCAAUUUUUACCGGAACUGAAAAAAUUAUGUUUGCAAGAUGCAGACUCAGAAAUAAUUUAUUCUGUUAGCCUAUUCUGUUCCAGCCUGACAACUCUAAUACUUCAUCAUACUGAUAUCAAUGAUGAAAUAAUUUCCCAAAUUUCAAGUUUGAAACAGUUAAAAACAUUUAAUGUAGAAGGAGACUCAAUAAUAUCACCCUACGGGUUUGCAGAGCUUUUGCGAACAUUACCAGACCUAAGAAACCUUGGAAAAUGCAACUCAUUUGGGGAGGUUUUAACAACCCUAUACUCUAAAUGGUCUUUAUACCACAGAUACCAUGGGACAACACCUAAGGUUUUAAAGCUCGAAAGUGUUGAUUGUGAUGGUCCUAUUACUGGUAAAGAGAUUGUCAACCUUCAAGUUUACUGUCCCAAUCUGAAAUCUCUGAAGCUGGUUUAUAAUCUAUUUAAUCGUCAGGAAUCGAAUGAAUCCUGUGGUCAUCUAUUUUCACUUGCAGGGUUAUCCAAUCUUACAAUUCUAGGGAUAACAUCAGCUGACUUCUACAGUCACUCCCUCUUCUCUAUUCUCAGAGAAGGUUCAAGGAUAACAAGCCUAGAGCUGACAAAUAUUGAUGAAAUGAAUUUAAGUUCUAUAAUUAUGAUUGGAUCUGGAUGUAGACACUUGGAGGUUUUAAGCAUUAACUGUUGCCACUAUAAUGUUGAAACUAAUGAUGCUAAAAAGAUUUCGGAGAUAUUUGCUGAAGCUGAAUUUCACAAAGAUAAUCUUCCUUUUUCUAAUUUAAAGGAAGCUACUUUUAUUCUUACAACCUCCACCCAUCUUCCCCUCAUGAAAUAUCCUGUUUUCUUUGCUCGAGGUUUAAAAGAACUGAGGUUGAACCAGAUUUACCAACCUUUAGAAGAUAGUUUUAUUACAUCCUUGCUCUCCUGGAAUCCUCUGAAAUAUUUAGAAAAGUUUGAAUUGAACAGAGGUCCUCACUUGUCCAUUAUGGCUGCUAAUGCUAUUAUUUUGGCUUGUCCAAACCUACGAUACAUUGGUAAAAUCUCAAGUUGGGGAAUGGUGGAUAAAGAAGAGGUUCUGGCGAUGCAAGGGGAAAUCAGGAAUAGAAAUCUGGAUCUUGUAUUAAUCUAGAUGCAGUGAAACCGCAAUGAUUGUGAUAAAUUUUAUUGUAAUAUUUUACCAGAAAAUAUCUUGUGUUUAUUUGGGAGCCAUUGUAUUUUAAUAUCAAAUAUAUUUAAUAUUUAUGAUUUUUGA
Messenger RNA from Eurytemora carolleeae, 1983 nucleotides. RefSeq lists its product as uncharacterized. The transcript has 2 exons. Gene Ontology annotation, cellular component: SCF ubiquitin ligase complex. Gene Ontology annotation, biological process: SCF-dependent proteasomal ubiquitin-dependent protein catabolic process. The coding region runs from base 202 to 1860 and encodes 552 amino acids. NCBI's taxonomy places the organism in Eukaryota, Metazoa, Arthropoda, Copepoda, Calanoida, Temoridae. The record is from RefSeq and is a predicted model, not a curated record.